AUGGAUGUAGGUACUAUAUGUGAUGUUAUAAUAGACGGUGGUUAUAAGAGUGUUUCUGUGCAAUUGCCAGAGAGGAAUGUAAAUGAAGCAUGUGGAAUCAUUUGCAAAAUACAGGAGAAAUUGGAAUCAAAGGGAAAUGACUGCAAAAUAUACUUUUUGGGCGACGUAACAUCGGGCGAUUGUUGUGUUGACAGAAUUGCCGCGAAGCGUUGCAAUUCGGAUUUAAUUAUACACUUUGGGCAUUGGUGUCAUACACACUAUGCCGUGAAUAAAUGCUAUAUUCGUCAUUUUUACCCGCACAAACCAUUUGACCUCCACUCAAUAUUCAAUCACCUAAAGGAGGUUCAAAAUUCCGGUACUGUCUUGCUUGUAUACGAUACUUGUUUUCAUCACUUGUUACCGGAUUUGAUAAAAAUGGGAGAAAUUAUCGCAAAUGUUAACGUCUACAAAUGUGCCACAGAUAUAUCACAAAUAGAAAUCCAUGAAGCACAAUUUAGCAGGAUAUCUCAUAAAAAUAUUGAUAAAUUAGGGGUUGAAAUAAUGGUUUUUCUGGGCAGCUCAGAUUACAUUGAUUGUAACUACCCCUUGCUAUAUAAGAUAGCAUUGGAGUUGCAAUCUAAAAUCCGUUUGGAUUGCAUAUAUUCCAAUGGAUUUGUUGCUAAAAAGUUGAAUUUGAAAAGCAAAAUAACCUCUAAGAGAUAUGCGCUCAUAGAAAAGAUCCGAGGCGCAUCCCGUAUCGGCAUCUGCACAGGGACAGCAUCACUCAGCUUCGCUAACGAAUUAAGAAGUUUACUAAAUAAAAUAAUCAUAGCUGUAGGUAAACAAUGCUAUAAUUUCAUAAUCGGCAAAAUAAACGCUGAAAAACUUGAAAAUUUUCCCAGCAUCGAGGUGUUUUGUUUGUUAUUGUGCCCCGAGCAAAUUCUAAAGUACAUUGAUGAGGGCGAUAUUUCUCAGAAAGUGCUGAAUCGGAAGAUUGUAUUCCCCUUUGAGUUACUGGUAGCAUUAGAUGUUAUUGAAUGGUCAGAUGAGUAUAUUUUUGACUUCCUACAACUUUUACAAAUAUGUCAAAGUAACGCAAAGAACGAUAGCAAAAGUGAAAUAACAAAUCUACACUCGGGAGAAUUAGCAAAAUUGCAAAACGGUGUGUAUGGUACACUAAUUAAUAAUAGUGACAGGACUUAUAAGGGAUUAGAACCAUAUUAUAACUGUCAGACAGUGCCCACAAUUACUCCAGGGCUCUAUGGAACUGCUACAUCGUAUAAGAGUGUGGGUUCAAGUGAUAAUCAUACAAGAUAA
Messenger RNA from Babesia microti strain RI, 1296 nucleotides. RefSeq names its product diphthamide biosynthesis enzyme Dph1/Dph2 domain. The record is from RefSeq and is a predicted model, not a curated record. The coding region runs from base 1 to 1296 and encodes 431 amino acids. The transcript has 2 exons. NCBI's taxonomy places the organism in Eukaryota, Apicomplexa, Aconoidasida, Piroplasmida, Babesiidae. Gene Ontology annotation, biological process: protein histidyl modification to diphthamide. Gene Ontology annotation, molecular function: 2-(3-amino-3-carboxypropyl)histidine synthase activity.